Stomoxys calcitrans (stable fly) is the source of this 2107-nucleotide messenger RNA. Its product is annotated as transferrin-like. The coding region runs from base 118 to 2007 and encodes 629 amino acids. The record is from RefSeq and is a predicted model, not a curated record. Gene Ontology annotation, biological process: iron ion transport. Lineage: Eukaryota; Metazoa; Arthropoda; Insecta; Diptera; Muscidae. The transcript has 7 exons. Gene Ontology annotation, cellular component: plasma membrane; extracellular region; recycling endosome.
CUGUUUGCACAUCAAUUUUCAUCAGUUGGAAAAGUGAAUUAAUCGGAACGGUGCUCGGAGCUCGUCUAAUAAUUUAAAAAAGAAAUUUAAAAAAAUUGGGAAAAAAACAAAUCAAUUAUGGCAUACUCCAAAGUGUGGAUGAUCACAGCAGCUGUGAUGCUUGGCAUUGUAGCCAGUGCUCAGAGUGAAGAAACGAUUUAUCGUAUGUGUGUACCCCAAAAGUAUUAUCAGGAUUGUUUGACCUUGCUAAAGGAUCCUUCGGAGGCUGGCAUACGCAUGGAAUGUGUGGCUGGUCGUGAUCGCAUUGAUUGUCUGGAUAUGAUCAAUCAUCGUAAUGCUGAUGUCUUGGCCUCAGAUCCUGAGGACAUGUAUGUGGCCUAUCACACCAAGAAUUCGGACUAUAAGGUGAUUUCGGAAAUGCGUACUAAGGAUGACAAGGAUGCUCCUUUCCGCUACGAGGGUGUUAUUUUGGUUAAGAAAAAUUCCAAUAUCAAAUCCUUGAGUGAUUUGCGUGGUGCCAAAUCUUGCCAUACUGGUUUUGGCCGUAACGUAGGCUAUAAAAUUCCCAUUACCAAGCUUAAGAAUACCCAUAUCCUUAAGGUCUCCAUGGACCCCGAAUUGACUGCUACCGAACGUGAACUCAAAGCUUUGUCGGAAUUCUUUUCACAAUCCUGUUUGGUGGGCACCUACUCACCAUAUCCUGAAACCGAUCGUCUGUUGAAGAAAAAAUAUCCCAACUUGUGUGCUCUGUGUGAGAAACCCGAACAAUGCAACUAUCCGGAUAACUUCUCUGGCUACGAUGGUGCCAUUCGUUGCUUGGAUAAGGGCAAAGGAGAAGUAGCCUUUACCAAAGUUCAAUUUAUCAAGAAAUACUUUGGGCUGAUUUCUGGUGCAAAAGCUGAAGGCAAUGCUGCUGAUUUUGAAUAUUUAUGUGAGGAUGGUAGCAGACGCCCUGUUACUGGUCCUGCUUGCUCUUGGGCCCAGCGUCCCUGGACUGGUUACAUUUCCAAUACGGAUUCAGUCAAAGGUGAUGAAAAACUUCACAAUUUGCAAAAUCGUUUGCAGAAAUUCUUCGAGAAUGGUUUGCAUGCUCAAAACAAGGUAGCCGCUUCUCAUUUGCUGAUCAAUGAAAAUGCAGUGUAUCACAGUAAACCACAGGCCGUGGAUCCCAAGGAGUAUUUGGAAAAGGCAGGCUACAAGGAUGUCAUUGAGCGCGAUGGUUCGGCUUUGAGAAAAAUGAAAAUGUGCGUUCAAACUGAUGUGGAAAUGCAGAAAUGUAAUACCAUGCGCCGCGCUGCUUAUUCUCGCGAUAUUCGCCCUGAAAUGGAAUGUGUUCAAGAGAGAGAUUGCAUAUUGGCAGUGAAGAAUAACAAGGCUGAUAUGGUGGCUGUAAGAGCCAAUAAUUACAAGGAUGCCAGAGAUGUAAAACUCAAGCCCAUUGUCUAUGAGGCUUAUGACGAAAAUGAUGUCUAUGUGGCUGUGGUUGAGCCAGUGCUGACCAAGGACAAUUUGCGCAGCUUGCCAAUCUCCUUUGAUGCCCAAAAUGAAAGAGCCCACAAGGCGGCUGACUAUUUGAACAAAUUGCGUGGCAUGAGCACCUGCCGUUCUACACCCACUUCAGAGAAAAACAUUGUCAUUGUCAGUGCCAAGGAUUUGGAGAAAUAUAAAAAUAAACAGCUGCUAUGUCCCAGCAUGGACAAGAAGCCAGUGAGUGAAUGGAAGGAGUGUAACUGCGAAGCCAAUUUACCAGUUGCCGUCUUCAUACGUGACUCCAUGACUCGCGUUGAACAGGAGACUUUGAAACAUUUAUUCGUUUCCUUAUCCGAUAAAUUUGGCAAGAAGGGUAAAAUAACCGAUGUCUUCACCCUCUUCGGAGCCUUUAAGAAUGGUCAGACAGAUGUUUUGUUCGAUGAUGAUGCUGUGGAAUUUGUCACAGAGUUGAAGAAUGAAAACACCAGCGAGAGAAUCUACCAAAGUUUGAACUGUGAACCUAAUACUACACACUAGAAUAUUGUGGGUCUUUGGUGAGUUCAAAUGGAACAUAUUAUGCACCAAAGAUGGUUUUGACUGUUAUUGUAAGAAGAAAUAAAGGCAUUCAUAAAAAUAA